Gymnodraco acuticeps is the source of this 2125-nucleotide messenger RNA. RefSeq names its product vicilin-like seed storage protein At2g18540. The record is from RefSeq and is a predicted model, not a curated record. The transcript has a single exon. Lineage: Eukaryota; Metazoa; Chordata; Actinopteri; Perciformes; Bathydraconidae. The coding region runs from base 71 to 607 and encodes 178 amino acids.
AAAAAAAUGGUGUCGCAUCCUCUGAUCUGAUGAAAAACUUGAAGGAGAGUUAGAGCAGAGUAAAGAAGAGAUGAGAAAGCAGAAAGAAGACUGGGAGAAGGAGAGAGAAGAAUGGUGGAACAAACAACGUCAAGAAAAUAAAAAGAGACGACAAGAGGAGCAAACAAGAAUUCAGAAGCUGCAAGAAGAAUACGAUCAGGAAAGAGAGAAACAUGAACAGCAAAGAAAAGAAGAAGAUCUAAAGAGAAGUGAACAGAAGGAGAAGGAGAGACAGGAAUUACAGGGAAAAUAUGAGAAAGAAAAGGAGGAGAUGAAGAAGAAAUAUGAAGAGGAGGCCAGAAAACAAGCUGAAGAAUUCAACGAGUUCAAACUGGAAUACGACAAGGACUCUGCCGCCUUGGUGGAGAAGCACAUGAAACAAAUAGAGGACCUGAAGAAAGAUCAUGAAGGACAAAUGCAACAGUCCAAACACAAAGAAACACAGACAAAAGAGAGUCUAGAAAAAUAUAUUAAAGAAAUGGAGGAAAAACAUGAAAAAGAACUAGUACUAAACAAAAAACUAGUACUAAACAAAAAAUACGACGACAAAUUGUGUGUCAUCCUCUGAUCUUCCCACUGACUCAUGAUCAUCAUGAAACCAGAUGGAACAUCAUGUCAACUUAAUUCAACAGCAGGUUUCUGGAUGAUUCUUCUCAACAGGGUCCAAUCAGGAGACUAAGAAAUACAACACCAAUUGUGACAUUUUCACCUUAUUUAAAUGACGAUGGCACAGUUUUCCAAACAGUUGUAGUUUGUUUGAAGCCCCGAAAAUGUUUUUACUGAUUGCAAAUGUUAGCUUUAAAAAUUACUUUUGACUUUGAUUAUCUGUUGUAAUAUUCUUCUGGACACUGUAUGUGAGCACUCAAUAAGGUUUGUUGUAUUUUGCAUUAUAAACAUAAACAAUUGUGCAAGUUAGAGAAGUCAUCUGUAUUGAGUUUGUGUCCAAACUCAUUUUAUCCCUGUGUAAAAAGCACUGCCUUUUAGCUGCAAUAUUCGUCACAGUAAUGUUCACACCGGACGCGAUGCGGUUUUGAAGCGGUUGACGCAAAGGCCGCGGCGCGAUUGAGACGAUUGAAGGAGGCCGCGACAACCGCUCGAGUUACAUUUUUUCAACUCGAGCGUCAAAUUUGCUUGACGCGUUCUCGCGGUAGCCAAUCCGUGGUGAGGACCUCAGCCUGCCGUCACUGACGUUGAAACAGAAAACCAAAACAUCAGCUCUUAGCACACAGAGCUCACAGCUCCUCAUAUCUGUUCAGAAACUGGACGAAAGUUAAACAAGUACAAACCACUGUCUGUGUCAUGGAGAAUACAGUCGCUGGUUUAUUUAUGUCUGUAGGACGUUGUUGUGAGUGUGGACGGUCGGAGCAUAUACUGCGUUAGCUUAGCCUGAUCAAUCCGAUCUCCAUUUAGAAAACACGCAUUUUAAAAAGGUUGUUCGCCUGCCGUCUGUCUGCAGACUUGUCAAAGCAUUCAUUCAUGGUUUUUACUAACCGGUAUCAGUAUGUUGUUACUUCGGCAUCAUUUAGAAACGUGUAUUACAAUUAAAUCACGGUUAAAUAUGUUCAUUUUGUUGUAGUUGGUAUCUCCCAUAGUAUUUACAUGGAGAUAACUUGUUUGAAUGAUGCGACUAAACACAGCUGACAGCCGCGGUGAAACUCGAGCGAUUAGAGAAUAUUUGCAUCGCGUCCGAUGUGAACGCAGCAUUAGUGUGUUCAUGUUUCUGAAGUUCAUUGACUUGUGUUAAUUAAAUGAAUCGCUAAUUACAAACUGUCUAAUUCUUAAUAACCCACAUAUCAAAAUAUCAGUUUUAAGCUUUGAGUGGUUUGUGCCAUCUUUUGUUUUCUUUAGAAAUAUAUCUUCCAAUAUUCAGAGCACGUGCUGCCACUAGAGGGCGCCCUGUCUGUGAGCAGCUUGUUCUUAAUGUGUUGGGAUUCCUGUUCAAUGAUCUGCAGCCUGAUGCCGUUUGUCACUGCAGUGAGAGUUAGCAUAUGCUUCCUGUUCCUGUCAUUAUCAUAACUAUCAGCCAUUUUCGUUUUACAAUGUGUUUUGCCUCAUUGUUGCUUUAAUAAAUAUAUAAUUCAAAUGU